AAACAUUUGCGAGUUUUCAGCUAGGGCACGCUUCUCUCUCUCUCGCGGCCUCCUCUCUCUCUUGCGCCGCCCCCAAAAAAGGUUAUUGGCCUAUUAUUGUUCGGAGAUGGCUGAUGGUCAUGAGACAGAUAAGAACAUUCAGGUGUGGAAAAUCAAGAAAUUGAUCAAAGCUCUUGAGGCUGCUAGAGGAAAUGGGACAAGUAUGAUUUCCCUUAUCAUGCCCCCACGCGAUCAAAUAUCUCGGGUAACCAAGAUGCUUGGUGAUGAGUUUGGAACCGCAUCGAAUAUCAAAAGCAGGGUGAAUCGACAGUCAGUUCUUGGUGCAAUCACUUCUGCUCAGCAGAGGCUUAAGCUUUAUAACAAGGUCCCUUCAAACGGCCUUGUUCUGUAUACUGGCACAAUUGUGACAGAAGAUGGGAAGGAAAAAAAGGUGACUAUAGAUUUUGAGCCUUUCAGACCUAUUAAUGCAUCUCUCUAUCUUUGUGACAAUAAGUUUCAUACUGAAGCUUUAAAUGAACUUCUGGAAUCUGAUGAUAAGUUUGGAUUUAUUGUCAUGGAUGGCAAUGGUACUCUGUUUGGGACCUUGAGUGGUAAUACGAGAGAGGUGCUUCAUAAAUUUAGUGUGGAUCUCCCAAAGAAACAUGGAAGAGGAGGACAAUCAGCUCUACGGUUUGCCCGUCUUCGUAUGGAGAAGCGUCAUAACUAUGUGAGAAAGACUGCAGAGCUUGCUACUCAGUUUUACAUCAAUCCUUCUACCAGCCAACCUAAUGUUUCUGGAUUAAUACUGGCUGGUUCAGCUGAUUUCAAAACUGAGCUUAGUCAGUCAGAUAUGUUUGAUCCUCGGCUUCAGGCAAAAAUACUUAAUGUUGUUGAUGUUUCCUAUGGAGGGGAAAAUGGGUUUAAUCAGGCCAUUGAACUAUCUGCUGAAAUACUGGCCAAUGUGAAGUUUAUCCAGGAGAAACGAUUGAUUGGAAAAUACUUUGAGGAAAUCAGCCAGGAUACUGGAAAGUUUGUUUACGGGGUUGAUGAUACUCUAAAAGCUCUGGAGAUGGGAGCUGUUGAGACACUUAUUGUCUGGGAAAAUCUCGAUAAGAAUAGGUAUGUCCUGAAAAAUAGUGCUACUGGUGAGAUUAUUAUUAAGCACUAUGGCAAGGAUGAGGAGACCAACCAAAGCAAUUUUCGGGAUCCUGUGAGCUCUGCUGAUUAUGAGGUUCAGGAAAAGACAACUCUGCUGGAGUGGUUUGCAAAUGAAUACAAACGGUUUGGUUGCACUCUUGAAUUUGUCACCAAUAAAUCACAAGAAGGUUCACAGUUUUGCAGAGGUUUUGGUGGGAUAGGUGGGAUCUUGCGCUAUCAACUUGAUAUGCGAUCAUUUGAUGAUUUCUCUGAUGAUGGAGGCUUAUAUGAAGAUUCUGAAUAGCAAUCAAGGAAAUGCUUCCUACUGCUGGUGCAGGAAAGGGGGUCAAAAUACCUGCACCAGUAUGGGAGGUGGUUGCACUUGCCGGUGCUGCUCCUCCUCACUUGUCUGUGGUGUUGCACGGAAAGUUUGAUUGUGAAUCGAGAUGCUUCCCCCAAAGUGCUUACUGAUUCAAGUAACACUAUUGUUCUCUUAUCCUUCACACCGGCACCACCAAUUUCUGCAAUGUUGCUCGCAACAUCUGGUGAAAAUUUGGCUUAUCUUCUUAUAUUUAGGUUUUUGUUUAAAUCUUCUUACUUCAUGUCCAUGUAAGUAUUCCCCUGAACAUAUCUGGUUUUUGUCUUUUAGCUCCCCUACUAUGUUCUUGCAAGGCAAGAACAAAGACUUGUUCCCCAUGGAAACACAACCUAGCAUAAAUGAAGGUGAAUCCAAGUACUUCAUCGAAAGUAGUUAUUCAAGGAUGCUCCAGCAUUGCUAUACAUGGCACUUGAGCGUUAGUCCAUGACUAUAUUUUCAUGCCUUAAUCAUACUUUCAGAACUGAGUUGGAAUGUUCUUUUUUAUUUUCUUGGUACUUUACACAUCGUGUGCUUCUAUUGACAGUAUGACUUGUAUUUUCAUAGAUUGCAUUGACAAUAUGACUUGUAUUUUCAGAGAUUGCAUAAUGAUUCUACGUGAUGUGAUUUUAUGAAAGAUAUCUGUUUG
Molecule: messenger RNA, 2120 nt
Organism: Abrus precatorius (Indian licorice)
Lineage: Eukaryota; Viridiplantae; Streptophyta; Magnoliopsida; Fabales; Fabaceae
Product: eukaryotic peptide chain release factor subunit 1-3-like
Exons: 4
Coding region: 107-1420 (437 amino acids)
Biological process (GO): cytoplasmic translational termination
Cellular component (GO): translation release factor complex; cytosol
Molecular function (GO): translation release factor activity, codon specific; sequence-specific mRNA binding
Source: RefSeq, a predicted model, not a curated record